AUGUGUUGGUGUUCAUUGACGCUCUUCCUUCUUGGUGCCAUCAGCCCCUCAAUCCAUAAACUCUUGAGCUCCUUCUGUGCUCCAGCUGCUGAUCUGACUGAUUUCAAAGACUUCCCCUUGCAAGGAAGAGCUAAUCAGUCACAACCUUCAGAGCCAUAUUCUUUGUCACCCUCUGCCCCCGAGACCAGCCAACACCUUACUCCAGGCUUAGCUCCUACUUGCCGAUCGACCAGGAGCUCCCGGAUUCAGCAGUAUUAUUCCACCCAGGUGAAGGCGCGAUCAGCUGCCUGGUUAGCAGGCAUCUGCGGGCCUCCUGCACCUAACCUCUCUCUGGGCGUGUAUUUCUGCAGCAAAGAUGUGACUCUGGAGGCUGUGGGCCACUUCUUCCACCUGCUGGCUGAGACGUGUGAGGCUACUGAGCUUCUCUUGAAGAUGCAAAACCAGUGCAGCAGCCAUACCCUCUUCCAGGAUGUGCAGAGGCUGUCCCAGGAUGAGUGUAAGACCCUGGAUGCCACAGAAACUGUGGUUCUGGAGAAGAACCUGAACGAGGCCCUUUUGGAUCUGCAUACCCUGGGUUCUGCCUGGCAAGAUCCCCAGCGCUGUGACUUCCUGGAGAAGCACUUCCUGGAUGAGGAGGUAAAACUUACUAAGGAGAUGAAUGACCACCUGACUAACCUCCACAGGCUGGCUGGCUCCCAGGCUGGCCUGGGCAAGUAUCUCUCUUCCGAAGGCUCACCCAAGCAUGACUGGGAGCCCCGGAAGCCCAGCAGACUUUAG
Molecule: messenger RNA, 777 nt
Organism: Mustela erminea (ermine)
Lineage: Eukaryota; Metazoa; Chordata; Mammalia; Carnivora; Mustelidae
Product: ferritin light chain-like
Biological process (GO): iron ion transport; intracellular iron ion homeostasis
Cellular component (GO): cytoplasm
Molecular function (GO): ferrous iron binding; ferric iron binding
Source: RefSeq, a predicted model, not a curated record